Molecule: messenger RNA, 504 nt
Organism: Trametes versicolor FP-101664 SS1
Lineage: Eukaryota; Fungi; Basidiomycota; Agaricomycetes; Polyporales; Polyporaceae
Exons: 2
Coding region: 1-198 (65 amino acids)
Source: RefSeq, a predicted model, not a curated record
AUGGCGCUCAGCGCAAAAGUUGACGUUGAGCUCGAGGAGGCCCCGGGUGCGCUGGUAACCGAUGCCGAGAUGCCAUCCGACCACGAAGCAUCCCAACUGUUGAUCCUACACCAUCGCUCGGUAUUCCCAACCACGCAGCUCAAUAACCCUACUGAGCCAGCGCACGGCGGGCCCCGUAGCGCACGCCCGCCGCAGUAGGCAACACACCUCCUUCCCAGCAUACACUACGAAGUACGAUCCUCAGCCCGAGCUCGACGAGCGAAAGCCAAAGCCUGCGGACCGGGCCCUCAGCGAACCGACCUGCGCCCGCAUAAGCCCGGUCUCGAGCUCGUAGUGCGAUUGGCGUCCUCUCCGGGGCCACAACCUACUGUGUUAGCCCCCGCCGAACCGAACCGACCUGCGUCCGCCCGCUCAACCCGCCGGUGCCACAAGCCCGUCCCCCCUGGGCCCUCUCGGGUCCGCACGCGCACGAGCGAAGAAGGCGCGCUCGGGUACCGUGCGUGG